This is a messenger RNA of Brachypodium distachyon (stiff brome), 1695 nucleotides long. Its product is annotated as trihelix transcription factor ASIL1. Gene Ontology annotation, molecular function: transcription cis-regulatory region binding. The record is from RefSeq and is a predicted model, not a curated record. Lineage: Eukaryota; Viridiplantae; Streptophyta; Magnoliopsida; Poales; Poaceae. The transcript has a single exon. Gene Ontology annotation, cellular component: nucleus. Bases 132 to 1373 code for a protein of 413 amino acids.
GGCCACCGCACGCCACAAAAUGCAAAUGCCCCCCGAAUAAUCCCGCAUACCAGCAGCCACUACCCCCAUCCCGGAAAUAUCCCCAAACCCUCGCCCGCCGCCGCCCGACGACCACUUCCAGAUCUCGGCCCAUGGACGACGACGGCGCCGCCUCCCCGUCGCCAUCGCCCUCCCCAUCGCGCUCCUCGUCUCCGCUCCCGCUCGCCGAACCCGUCACCGUCGCCGCCGUGCCCCCCGGCCACCUCGCCGUCGCCCUCCCCAUCCAGAAGCCUGCCCCCUCCAGCGGCGGCGGCGGCGGCGGAGGGGGCCGAGAGGACGCCUGGAGCGACGGCGCCACCUCCACGCUGAUCGACGCCUGGGGCGAGCGCUUCGUCGCGCUCGGUCGCGGCAGCCUACGCCACCCACAGUGGCAGGAAGUUGCCGAGGUCGUCUCCUCCCGCGACGGCUACUCCAAGCCGCCCAAGUCCGACAUCCAGUGCAAGAACCGCAUCGACACCCUCAAGAAGAAGUACAAGGUCGAGAAGUCCAAGUCGGGCUCCUCAUGGCCAUUCUUCGACCGCCUCGACUACCUCCUCGCCCCCGUCCAGAAGCUCGGGGGCAAUUCUGGCCGGGCUGCAGGAAAUUCGGGCUCCUCUAACCUCGCCGAGCGGACAACCGCUGUUAUGAUUCCGCGUUUCAACUUCCCUACGCGCAGCCGUACGACCUCGCACUUCCCCCCCUCCGCAGGUCUAAAGCGCAGGCUGCCGUCGCCGCCCCAGGCCUCAGCAUCGUCGGAUUCGUCCGAUGGGUUCCCACCUGAGCCACCGGUUGAGGCUGCCAACGGCAAGAGACAGCGUGUCGAGGAGGCUGUGAAUGGAGCAGAUAGCAGCGUCCGUGUGCAGGGUCUGCGCGACCUGGCGCAGGCGAUUCGGCGGUUUGGUGAGGCGUUUGAACGUGUUGAGGCCUCGAAAAGGGAGCAUGAGCUCCGGAUGGAGCGGGACCGCCUGAAUGCUGCCCGCGAGCUAGAGGACCAGCGUGUGCAGUUCUUCCUCAAGAUGCAGAUGGAGAUCUCAAAGGCCAACAAUGGUACCGCACUUGGUCCCCUUGCUGCCGUUGCUGCUGCCAUGAUUGGCAAUUCAGCACCUGCCACAGUCCCCGCCGUUGCUGAUGGCAACGGCUCCAGGAGAACAUCUAUGGCACCUGAUGUCGGGACCAGCAGCAAUCACCAUGUCCGGUACCGUGUGAAGGAUGGCAGGCAUCAUCAAUCCUUGCAACACCCAUCCUACCAGUACAACCAGAACAAUGCCGGCGAGGAUGCCACAGGCCAUGGUAGUGGCAGCAACGACAACAAAGAAGAUGAUGAGGUGGAAGAUGAAGAGGAAGAGAGCCAGUAGAAUUUGUAUCCAGUCAAUUGGCAUUGUCCUGGUUUGAAUUGCUCCCAGUUAAUUAGGUUGGUCUGGGAGCAAGAAAUGACUAUUGAGAACUGCUAGAUUGUAGUGGUAUUUAGCAACCAGGAGUAGUUAAGUUAUGGUAAGUAACUGCGAGUUGGUUGUAGUAACUUAUAGCUUACCUGUUUGUGCUUGUGAUGUGAUUCAUGUAUCAUUGGGGAUGUCUCAUUGUGGUGUUAGAUGUAUCAGUGCUUGCUCUUUAAUCAUGAUAAGUGUCGUGAACUGUUGUCAAGAUGUGUCAUUGAGGAUGUCUCAUUGCAGUGUUGGA